Messenger RNA from Cajanus cajan (pigeon pea), 1723 nucleotides. RefSeq names its product NAC domain containing protein 35 (gene LOV1). The record is from RefSeq and is a predicted model, not a curated record. Gene Ontology annotation, biological process: regulation of DNA-templated transcription. Gene Ontology annotation, molecular function: DNA binding. NCBI's taxonomy places the organism in Eukaryota, Viridiplantae, Streptophyta, Magnoliopsida, Fabales, Fabaceae.
AACACUAGUGUACCACCAAAUUGGUACAAAUAUUACUUUUAUGAGUAUAAAGAGGUGAGGCCAAAGCAAAGUGUAGUUGUAGCCCCUGCCUGAGAUUAUUAACUAGUUAUUGUUAGUUACUACACAUAGUCAAUGGCAAUUGCAGCGCCAAACUCAUCACCCACCAUGAGUCUCAGCCAUAGCCAGAGCCAAGAGGAGGGCACCACCACCACCACCUCCACCACCAACGACAACAAUAACAACAACAAUAACAACAACAACAACAUCAACAAACCCGAUGAUCACGACCACGACAUGGUCAUGCCCGGUUUCCGCUUCCACCCCACUGAAGAAGAGCUGGUCGAAUUCUACCUUCGCCGUAAGGUGGAGGGAAAGCGUUUCAACGUUGAGCUCAUUACUUUCCUCGAUCUUUAUCGCUAUGACCCUUGGGAACUUCCCGCCUUGGCAGCUAUUGGUGAGAAGGAAUGGUAUUUUUAUGUGCCGAGAGAUAGAAAGUAUCGCAACGGUGAUCGUCCCAAUCGUGUCACUACCUCUGGUUAUUGGAAGGCAACAGGAGCUGACAGGAUGAUCCGAACCGAGAAUUUUCGCUCCAUCGGCCUCAAGAAAACCCUAGUUUUCUAUUCUGGGAAAGCUCCCAAAGGCAUCCGAACCAGUUGGAUUAUGAACGAGUAUCGCCUGCCGCAACAUGAAACUGAACGAUAUCAAAAGGCUGAGAUAUCUCUUUGCCGUGUGUACAAGAGAGCUGGAGUCGAGGACCAUCCCUCCCUCCCUCGCUGUCUCCCAACACGUCCAUCCUCAUCAUCAAGAGCUUCUUCAAAUUCUGACAAUAAUAAGAAGCACAACGAAAUGCUUCACCACAAUAACAUGGGAUUUGUGGCACAAGCAAAGCCAAACGAUCACAUAGUUGAAAAAAUGAACGAAACCGAAGCAAGCAGUGAUGUCAACACAGCUCUUGGACUUUCCAAAUACAAUGCUUACCGUGCUGCAAUGGGUGCACUCACCACCACAAUGGGUCUUCCAGUUGUUCCGCUGGACGACGAAGGGUUGAUGAUGAUGCAACAUCAGCAACAAUCUAAGCAACCAACCCAUGCAACUGCCCCUGCUUGUGGAACAAUCUUCUCUGCUGGGCCUUCUAAUUCCAAUAAUAGUGUUGUCAAUAUGGAUGAACUGAACAGGCUAAUGAGUUAUCAACAACAGUACUACAAUGUUCAAAGCCAUCCCAAUCAGUUCUCAACUUUGCUGAUGCAACCAUCACCAGUAGUGUCUCUCAACUCACUACCAAAUCCACUUCCAACCACCUUCUCUGACCGACUGUGGGAGUGGAAUCCAAUCCCUGAGCCACCAAAUCAAGAGUACAGCAACAUGUCCUUCAAGUAAUGACUCAAUCAUGCGUAUCUGUGAACUGCACAUACAUAUAUAUAUUAAUAUAUAUAUAUAUAUAUAUAUAUAGAGAGAGAGAGAGAUAGACAUUUAUCUGUGCUAAUUUCUACUAUCAACUUUGUUUAGGUUGCUUGCGUUAAUUACUCUAAUUAAUCACCUAUCUUAUCUUCGAUUUCAAUAACAUAAUUGUAUGACUGAUUUUCAUCAGUCGUCAGUAUGUAUUUUGUCGGUAGCACUUAUUAGGGUUUUAGUUUUGAGCUUUUCAAUCAUUCAUAUAUAUUUAUGCACUUUGAUUGUCCAUAGAAACUAAAAUUGAAAAUUGAAGUUACCAUUUUGUGUUAAA